UCGGCUCUAUUACUCCCGAUCUUAUUCCGGAGGGAGGAGACCUGGAAUAUAUAUAUUGGUGCUUUGAGGGGCCCUCGAAUCUGUUUAUUCUUAUCCCCCCGGCUGCCCACCAGAUCUCAUCCUCAAUUGACCCGCUUCUCGACGAUCGCAUCGCCAACGCGUCGACAACAAGCACCUAGAAUCAUCUAUCCGAUCGCAGGGAAUGUGGCUUCCUCUCGGUCGAGUCAAUCAUUUCAUUCCGGCUCCCGUUUCAAUGGAGAUACCACUGCGCUGAUUUCGUUUCGUCUCUCGGUAUCAGCCAUCUCAUCAUGGCCUCCGCCGGCAAGCCUCCGCUGGACGAUUCCCGUCGCACGACCGGAUCGCCGAAAAUGAAGACCCGAGGUGUCUUUGGAACAGAGAAUGCGAAAGAUACAUUAUGCCGCAACGUAACUAUAUACGGUCGCUGUCGAUAUGAAGACAAAGGUUGCGCAUUCAAUCACGACCCUCUGAAAGUCAACGCUGCAAAUCAAGCAGAACUCAAUAAGAAACGAUUUAACGUCGACUCGCCGAGCUUUACCCCCUCCCUCUUAUCUGGCAAUGGCACAUCCGCGCCAAAGAAAUCCACCACCAUCUCCCCGAAGGCUGCGAGUGCGGCUCCGUUCCAGCCCAGAGUUGCGGCGUCAUCACGCUCCAACACGAGUACUCCGACGGCACGACAAGAAGUAGGAACUCCUGAUUGGACCGUAGCUGAUGUACAAGAGUUCGUUCCUCAGGGCUUUGAAGGUGCUCACGUGGGCCCGCUUCAAGGCAACGGGAAUGGAAUCACCAGCCCGGGCGCCUUUGACCCGUUCGUCACAGCUUCCACGCCCCUCACCGCCGCAGGAGCCGUUGGCCCGGUCUCGGCCAACCCAUAUGCUCAUGAUCCGACUGCUGCACUUGGAGGAGGAGCAUUCUUCGCGAACCAAGGGGGCUUCCAGCAGCCGGUCCAAUAUCAUCUAUAUGCCCCAAUUGGCCCUCAUAACCAGAACACCCUGGGCUAUCAGCGCAAUGUUCAUGACCUUUUCCUCCCUAAUGAUUUCCGAGAAGAGCUCCAGAAGAAGGCGGCAGCUACCCUUCAAACCCUCCCUAACACAACACUUCCCACCCAGGUUGAUUACUUCCACUCACUAGUCCCGUUGGAUCUCAGCCAUCAGAAGAAUGCCGCAACCUUCGGCUUUCCGAGCUGGGUUUAUAAAGCGCAGUCCAGCAAGGACGGCAAUUUUUACGCCCUGCGAAGACUGGAAGGGUUCCGUUUGACCAAUGAAAAGGCAAUUCGGUCCGUCCAGGCGUGGAAGCGCGUUUGCAACGGGAGCGUUGUUACUGUCCACGAUGCGUUUACCAGCCGCAGUUUCCAAGACAGCUCCCUCAUCUUUGUUACUGACUACCACCCGCUGUCCAAGACUCUCGCCGAACAACAUUUGGGCGCCGGAAAUCGCUUCCAGGGUCGCCAAAACAAUACCCACAUCCCCGAGCAGGUCCUCUGGGGUUACAUGACACAAAUCGCGAAUGCCCUAAAGUCAAUCCACACCAAUGGCCUUGCUGCUCGUGUGCUGGAGGCCAGCAAAGUUCUGUUGACCGGCAAGAAUCGUAUCCGCUUGAAUGCCUGUGCUAUCUUGGAUGUGGUUCAAUUCGACUCGCAGCGGACCGUGGCGGACCUUCAAAAGCAGGAUCUAGUCAAUUUCGGGCAAAUGAUCGUCACUCUAGGUGCCAACUCACCCAAUGUCAUGCAUAACCCGACCAAGGCGAUGGAGCAUUUCACUCGCGCGUACAGCCCUCAAAUGAAGAACUCCGUCUUCUGGCUAUUGAAUGGCUUGCAAAAAGACCAAGAGCGGACCAUUGACCUCUUUAUUACUGGCAUCUCCUCUCAAUUGAUGUCCACCUUUGACUCGGCCCUUCAUCUGGAUGAUCAACUCACGUCAGACCUGAGCCGCGAACUCGAGAAUGGACGUCUGGUGCGCCUGAUGACCAAAUUGAACUUUAUUAACGAGCGCCCCGAAUACGAGCACGACCGACAGUGGGCGGAGAAUGGGGAGCGGUACUUCUUGAAGAUCUUCCGGGACUACGUCUUCCACCAAGUUGAUGCCUCUGGGGAUGCCGUUGUCGACCUCGGACAUGUGCUGACUUGCUUGAACAAGCUCGAUGCCGGGUCUGAUGAGAAGAUUACUCUCGUCAGCCGCGAUGAGCAGAGCUGCUUCAUUGUCAGCUACAAGGAGGUCAAGAAGGCUCUGGAGUCGUCAUUCCAGGCCCUCAUGAAACCAACUAGAAGGAUGCAUUAAGAUCGUCGGAAGAGCAGAAGUCAUCAGCUCAUCCAUCCUUUCUCUCUAAGCGCGAGGUUCACAAUACGUAACUACGAUCAUGGGCUGUUUGGCUGCUCAUUGUUCUCACCCCCGUUCCCCCCAAGUUUGGUCCGAUGGACCAACGAGUUUGAAAAGGAAGAACUCUUCACCUUUUGUCUCACGUCUUGCAAGAGCUCUCUGACACUCUCUUGCAUCAUCUCGUUAUAUUGUGCCUUUCUUUUCUUUCGCCUGGAAGGACCUCGCAGCCGAGUACAGCCAGCACGUCACAUGGAAAUACAGACAGAUAAAAAUCGAAAUCCAAUACUUAUUCCUCAUAAACUUGAUUAAACCUCACAUGAACACUCGGAGGUAUAUGAACAAGCAAC
Penicillium brasilianum is the source of this 2680-nucleotide messenger RNA. Lineage: Eukaryota; Fungi; Ascomycota; Eurotiomycetes; Eurotiales; Aspergillaceae. The record is from the annotation of a GenBank genome assembly.